Triticum turgidum subsp. durum (durum wheat) is the source of this 531-nucleotide messenger RNA. Lineage: Eukaryota; Viridiplantae; Streptophyta; Magnoliopsida; Poales; Poaceae. The record is from the annotation of a GenBank genome assembly.
AUGUCGGACUUGCACAUUAACACAUUGCAUGACGAUGAGAGGAGAAAGAAAAGGAAGAGGGUAGCUGCUGGAUUUUUUGUGUCGGUUGUCGUGAUAGUUCAACACACGUAUUGUCGGGGGAAGAUUAGGGAGCUUGAUGAUUUCAGUGAGGAUGAGGCAAAGAUUAGGAUUAGAAGCCAGAUGCUUAGAUCAAUUUAUCAGGGUUCUAACAAGCACUGUUUUGAUAGUUUGCGCCUAACUAAACGGUCCUUUGUGGACAUGUGUGCUAUCUUGCGUGAAAGAUGUGGUUUGGGGGACGCGUUUUAUGUGCCGAUUGAAGAAUCAAUCACAAUGUUUCAACUAGUGCUAAGCCAUGGGAUGGAAUACCGGCUAAUUGAAAGAACGUAUAGAUGGGCACUCGAGACCAUCAGUAGGCAUUUCAAUGAGAUCUUAAGACAUGUCCUUUCCUUGUAUCAUGAGUUUAUAAAGUUACCAAGACCUUCAGCUGAGCAACCCGAUGAUAGUAUAUGGAAAUGGUUUCCAAAUGGGUAG